GUGGGGCGGUUUGAGAGUUCCAAGAAUCGGUCGUGGCUAAAAAUAAGAUCCCACCCGGGAGCAGUGAUUAUGUUCCGAAAAAAGAGAACCGAGCGAAACGUUCUCCUCGGCGUGUACAGGUGCCGCCGCGCCGAUGAGACGAAGGCAAAAGAACAAACAAGAAACCGUCGUGCGUUCGAGAAUCUCGCAUUGCCCCGCAUCGCCGCGCAUAAGAAGGCUCCCCUCGUCUCGCACAUUGCUAUGCAGUACCGUGCCGUGCUGUGCCGCUCUGCGCUUCAGCUCCGCUUAAUGAAGUUGUCGGUUCGGGACGUUUACAGGUGGGGCCUACCUGCGUGUGGUCCAUUCACAACGACUGCCGCGGGACUGGUUAGGAGGAGAGCUUUACAUCUUUACUUUUACCUCACGAAUCGCUUUGAGUUUGUCGAGCCUCGAAAUGCCGUGUGCUCGACUCGAACAGGGCCGCGGUCAUUAUCGUCGACGUUGUCAUCGUCGUCGACGACGUUCUUCUCCUUCUCGUUAUUGCUGUCGCCGCUGUUUGUUACUGUCACCACGGUAAAAUGACAAGGAGAACACGGACGGCCACUAUUACGAGUGCCACGAAACAACUUGUACACUUUCGAGGGGUUAGGUUCGGGAAAGAGAGUGCAGGAACACUGAAAUGUACAAGUACGAAAUCCAUAUGCAUCCGUAUGCAGUGUACGAACUGUACAAGCAUAUAAGUACUUACACGAGUCUCCGCGAUGGAUGGAUUUAAUACAUCUUCGAAUUUUACGUUUCUCGCACUCUCUCUUCCCCUCUUUUCCUCUUCCCCCCCCCCUUUCUCCUUUUCUUCC
Bombus impatiens (common eastern bumble bee) is the source of this 833-nucleotide messenger RNA. RefSeq lists its product as uncharacterized. Bases 70 to 561 code for a protein of 163 amino acids. The transcript has a single exon. The record is from RefSeq and is a predicted model, not a curated record. Lineage: Eukaryota; Metazoa; Arthropoda; Insecta; Hymenoptera; Apidae.